Messenger RNA from Labrus mixtus (cuckoo wrasse), 911 nucleotides. RefSeq names its product collectrin, amino acid transport regulator (gene cltrn). Lineage: Eukaryota; Metazoa; Chordata; Actinopteri; Labriformes; Labridae. The transcript is spliced from 6 exons. The coding region runs from base 95 to 754 and encodes 219 amino acids. The record is from RefSeq and is a predicted model, not a curated record.
CUAUCCAAUGACUUUUCUCUGCUGAACGCUGAGAUUUUCACUCUCUGAGCUUCUUCAACUUUUGAAGAACUUUUGUUUCUCGUUCUCUGGGAAGAUGUUGGAGAAGAUUUUAAUCCUGCUCUGUUUGACCUCUGCUGCGGCAGGGCAGCUCUGUAAACCAGAUGCUUCAGAUGGCUACAAAGUCCGAAUCAGCAUCAAAACAGCUCUGGGAGAUCAGGCCUACCUGUGGGAUGAGAAGGAAAUGUUUCUUUUUCGAUCAACGAUGGCGUACGCCAUGAGGGGACAACUCAGCCAGCAGUUUGAUGUGUCCAACAUCAUCGUGUGUGAAGAGACUGCCAGAGUGUCCUUCUGGUUUGUGGUGACGUCUCCGCUCAACAUGUCCAACCUGGUAGAUAAGAAAAGUGUGGAGGAGGCUGUCAGAAAGCACAGGAACCGCAUCAACAGUGCCUUUCUGCUAACAGAUGAAACCCUGGAGUUUGAUGGCAUCCCCCGGACCCUGGAAGCCCCCUUCACUCCUGACACCCCCCCAUGGCUCAUUGUGUUCGGGGUGGUCAUGGGCGCCGUGGUCGCUGGCAUCAUUGUUUUCAUUGGGUCCUCUGUGGUCCAAAAGAAACGCAAAAAGAACCAGAAAACCCCAGAGGACGAGGACAGUGAAGAGGAAGAGAGCCGAGGGAAAACGAUGGAAAGCGGAGCUGCCAACGAGGGCGUUUACAACAUGUCGUUCUCAGACGAGGAGCGGUUCACACAGAUUUAAAAAGAAAACAUCUUUAAAAACAAAACAAAAAAACACUUCCAUGUGAGAAACGAGAUGUUGCAAAAGGUUUUCAAGCUGCUCCUAGAAUGCUGCACUGUAAAACAAAUCAAAGUUGUAGUUUAGAAUUAGUUUGUCAUUGAAAAGAUUUGAUACAUUU